AUGGUACAUAGAUUGCCAUCAUCACAGUUGACAGGUGUGUACACACAUCUAUUGUUCAGAUCACAGCUGGCUGUGGCACAGGCCUGUGGCGGACACUCGGACACUGACCUGCAGCAGUUUGGAAUCGGUGCGUGCACACAACUAUUGGUGGAAUUGGCGCAACUGUCUGUGGUGCACACAUUGCCAUCAUCACAGUUGACUGGACUGAGUUGA
This is a messenger RNA of Acytostelium subglobosum LB1, 213 nucleotides long. RefSeq lists its product as hypothetical. The transcript has a single exon. NCBI's taxonomy places the organism in Eukaryota, Evosea, Eumycetozoa, Acytosteliales, Acytosteliaceae. The coding region runs from base 1 to 213 and encodes 70 amino acids. The record is from RefSeq and is a predicted model, not a curated record.